UAGCUUUAGAGAGAGAGAGAAAUAGAGAGAGGGAGAAGCCAGUAGAAAAGUACUCUACACGUAGCUGUGAGAGUGGUGGGUAGCUGAACCAAGCCAAACCAGCAGAGCAGAAGUGACUACUGUAACCCACGGAUUAUUGAUUCAUACUAAUAUUCAUCUCUCUGUGUAUCUGACUCUGACUGUUACUUCUCAUCAGAGCUCUGCUCCCUGACUUCCGGAGCGUGUGGGAGAUAGAGGCAUCCGGAGGCUGAGCACUGCAACUGGAGAAAGUGUGCGUGAGUGUGUUUGUGUAAAAGAGACUGGAAGUAUGUGUGUGUCUGUGUGUAUGAGCGUGCCAGAAAGUGCAUGAGCUUGUGUGAGCGAGGAACGUGUAUAUGAAAAAGUGUGUGUGUGAGACAGUGUGUGUGUGUGAGAGAGAGAUAGAGAGAAAGAGAGAGAGAGACUCAGCCUGUUGGUCUAUCUACCCAGUGAGCUAGCUGGCUUUGGGGCAAGUAGUCAGGCAGGCUGCUCUGCUCAUGGACUAGGGAGCUCUGAGUUCUGGACUCACGGCACCACACUUCAGAAGCAGCCGCUCCUCUGCUGCUGUGCUCUUCAUGUUGGACUAAGGACCAGUGAAGGUCCAGAAGCCAGGAUGAGUGAGGAGGCCAGGGAAAAGACCCCAGCCAGGACUGCCUCCGCACACCGCAAGAAGAAAGGCAAGAAGUCGGACAGCAAUGCCAGCUACCUGAGGGCUGCCAGGGCAGGGAACCUGGAGAAGGCUCUGGAAUACCUGAAGACUGGCGUCGACAUCAACAUCUGCAACCAGAAUGGUCUGAAUGCUCUCCAUCUAGCCUCUAAGGAGGGCCAUGUGGAGGUGGUGACAGAACUCAUCAAACAAGGAGCCAAUGUUGACGCAGCUACCAAGAAAGGGAACACAGCCCUACACAUAGCCUCGUUGGCAGGACAGAAGGAUGUGGUCAAAGAGCUGGUUACCAACAGUGCUAAUGUCAACGCUCAGUCUCAGAAUGGCUUCACCCCCCUGUACAUGGCAGCCCAGGAGAACCACAUGGAGGUGGUCCAGUACCUCCUGGACAACGGCUCCAGCCAGGGCAUCGCUACAGAGGACGGCUUUACCCCCCUGGCGGUGGCUCUCCAGCAGGGUCACGAACAGGUGGUCUCCCUGCUCCUGGAGAACGACACCAAGGGCAAGGUCCGCCUCCCAGCUCUCCACAUUGCUGCCCGCAAGGACGACACCAAGGCAGCCGCCCUGCUCCUCCAGAACGACCACAACGCAGACGUGGAGUCAAAGAGUGGUUUCACGCCGCUCCACAUCGCCGCUCACUAUGGCAACAUCAACGUAGCAACACUGCUCCUCAACAGGGGGGCCGCCGUCGACUUCAAGGCCAGGAAUGACAUCACACCCAUGCAUGUGGCAUCCAAACGAGGGAACAGCAACAUGGUGAAGCUGCUGCUGGAGAGAGGGGCCAAGAUCGAUGCCAGGACGAAGGAUGGUCUGACCCCCCUCCAUUGCGGGGCCAGGAGUGGACAUGAGCAGGUGGUGGAGAUGCUGCUGGACAGAGGAGCUCCCAUCCUCUCCAAGACCAAGAACGGGCUGUCUCCUCUGCACAUGGCCACCCAGGGUGACCACCUCAACUGCGUCCAGCUUCUCCUCCAUCACGACGUGCCCGUCGAUGAUGUCACCAACGACUACCUGACCGCCCUGCACGUCGCCGCCCAUUGCGGACACUACAAGGUCGCCAAGGUCAUCGUGGACAAGAAGGCCAACCCCAACGCCAAAGCACUGAACGGUUUCACGCCACUCCACAUUGCCUGUAAGAAGAACAGGAUCAAAGUGAUGGAACUGCUUCUCAAGCAUGGAGCCUCCAUACAGGCUGUGACUGAGUCGGGACUCACUCCCAUUCAUGUGGCCGCGUUUAUGGGACACGAAAACAUUGUGACUCAGUUGACGAAUCACGGAGCUUCGCCAAACACAACCAAUGUGAGAGGAGAGACGGCACUCCACAUGGCAGCCAGAGCAGGCCAGUCAGAAGUGGUGAGGUACCUGGUCCAGAGUGGAGCCACAGUGGAAGCUAAGGCCAAGGACAACCAGACGCCCCUGCAUAUCUCCAGUCGUCUGGGUAAACCAGACAUCGUGCUGCAGCUGCUGCAGAACGGAGCGUGCCCAGACUCCACCACCUCCUCCGGCUACACGCCCCUCCACCUGGCUGCCCGCGAGGGCCACAAGGACGUGGCCGCAGCCCUGCUGGACCAGGGAGCAACGCUGGACAUCACCACCAAGAAGGGCUUCACCCCCCUCCAUGUGGCAGCUAAAUACGGAAAGAUUGAAGUGGCCAACCUGCUUCUGCAGAAGAACGCUCCUGCCGACGCAGCAGGCAAGAGCGGUCUAACUCCACUGCAUGUGGCAGCGCACUACGAUAACCAGAAGGUGGCGCUGCUCCUGCUGAACCAGGGAGCGUCUCCCCACGCUGCUGCCAAGAAUGGUUACACGCCUCUCCACAUCGCAGCCAAGAAGAACCAGAUGGAGAUCGCCACCACGCUGCUGGAGUAUGGCGCUGCGACCAGCGCUGUGACCCGCCAGGGCAUCACCCCGCUCCACCUGGCAUCCCAGGAGGGCCACGUGGACAUCGUCACCCUGCUCCUGGCACGAGACGCCACCAUCGACAUGGGGAACAAGAGCGGUCUGACUCCGCUCCACCUGGCUGCCCAGGAGGAUAAAGUUAAUGUAGCCGAGGUCUUGGUCAACCAGGGAGCUACUGUUGACCCAGAUACAAAGUUGGGCUACACGCCACUGCAUGUGGCCUGUCACUAUGGAAAUGUGAAGAUGGUCAACUUCCUGCUGAAGAACCAGGCGAAGGUCAAUGCCAAAACAAAGAACGGUUACACACCACUCCACCAGGCGGCCCAGCAAGGCCACUCCCACAUUAUUAACCUGCUGCUGCAGUACGGGGCCUCACCCAAUGAGCUGACAGUGAAUGGUAACAGCGCUCUGUCCAUCGCCAGCCGGCUGGGCUACAUCUCUGUGGUGGACACUCUGAAGGUGGUGACUGAGGAGACUCUGACCACUCUGACAGUGACAGAGAAGCACAAGAUGAACGUGCCAGAGACCAUGAAUGAAGUCCUGGACAUGUCCGAUGAUGAGGUCCGUAGGGCCAAUGUACCUGAAAUGCUCAGUGAAGACUAUAUGUCAGAUGUUGAUGAAGGUGAGGAUGCGAUGACGGGCGAAACGGACAAGUACCUGGGCCCCCAGGACCUGAGGGAGCUGGGGGACGACUCUCUCCCACAGGAGGGCUACAUGGGUUUCAGCAUUGGAGCGCGCUCACAGAGCCUGCGCUCCUUCAGUUCAGAUAGGUCCCACACCCUCAACAGGAGUUCUUUCACCAGGGACAGCAUGAUGAUCGAGGAGAUCUUGGCGCCCAACAAGGACUCGAACCUGGCGGUGGCGCGGGACAUGGACUCUGACUCUCUGAGACGCUACAGCUGGGCAGCUGACACUCUGGACAACGUCAACCUGGUGUCCUCUCCCGUACACUCUGGCUUCCUGGUCAGCUUCAUGGUGGACGCCAGGGGCGGGUCCAUGAGAGGAAGUCGUCACAAUGGGAUGCGCAUUAUUAUCCCCCCCAGAAAGUGCACUGCGCCAACACGAAUCACCUGUCGAUUGGUCAAGAGGCACAAAUUGGCAACUCCACCCCCAAUGGUGGAGGGGGAGGGGCUUGCCAGCCGAUUGGUGGAGGUGGGACCGGCUGGAGCGCAGUUCUUGGGGCCAGUCAUUGUGGAGAUCCCCCAUUUUGGCUCGUUGCGGGGCCAGGAGCGCGAGUUGAUCAUGCUGAGAAGUGAGAAUGGAGAGACAUGGAAGGAACACCAGUAUGAUUAUAAGACUGAAGACCUCAACCAGCUCCUGAAUGGCAUGGAUGAAGAGCUUGACAGUUCAGCUGAGCUGGAGAAGAAGAGGAUCUGCCGCAUCAUCACUAAGGAUUUUCCACAGUACUUUGCCGUAGUGUCUAGGAUAAAGCAGGAAUCCAAUCAGAUGGGUCCAGAGGGAGGGACUCUGACCAGCAAGACCGUGUCAUUGGUGCAGGCAUCCUUCCCAGAGGGGGCGCUUACCAAGAAAAUACGCGUCGGACUGCAGGCCCAGCCGAUUCCUGAAUAUACAGUGAAAACUAUCCUGGGGAACCGGGCCACCUUCAGCCCCAUCGUCACUGUGGAACCACGCAGGAGGAAGUUCCACAAGCCCAUCACCAUGACAAUCCCCGUCCCGCCACUCUCAGGGGAAGGUGUGAGCAAUGGAUACAAGGGUGACUCCACCCCCUGCCUCCGCCUUCUCUGCAGCAUCACAGGAGGAACCUCUCCAGCCCAGUGGGAAGACAUCACAGGCACUACCCCUCUUACUUUCGUCAAUGACUGUGUGUCAUUCACCACCAAUGUGUCAGCCAGGUUCUGGUUGGCAGACUGCCACCAGAUUCCAGAGACGGUGGGUUUGGCCACCCAGCUGUACCGGGACCUGAUCUGUGUUCCCUACAUGGCCAAGUUUGUGGUGUUUGCCAAAAUGAAUGACCCUGUUGAAUCCCGGCUGCGCUGCUUCUGCAUGACGGAUGACAAGGUGGACAAGACUUUAGAGCAGCAGGAGAACUUUGAGGAGGUGGCCCGGAGCAAGGAUAUUGAGGUUCUGGAAGGCAGACCCAUCUAUGUGGAUUGCUAUGGUAACUUGGCCCCUCUGACCAAAGCUGGACAGCAGCUCAUCCUGAACUUCUACGCAUUCAAAGAGAACAGACUUCCCAUCUGUGUCAAGGUCAGAGACAAUAGUCAGGAGCCAUGUGGACGUCUCAGUUUCCUGAAAGAGUGCAAGACUCCAAAGGGCUUCCCUCAAACAGCUGUGUGCAACCUCAACAUCACUCUGCCAGCACUGAAGAAGACUGAAAAACCCGAGCGACGUCACACCUUUGCAUCUCUAGCCUUGCGUAAGCGCUACAGCUAUCUGGCCGAGCCUGCGAUGAGCCCCCAGAGUCCCUGUGAAAGAACAGACCUGCGCAUGGCCAUAGUGGCAGAUCACCUGGGUCUGAGCUGGACUGAGCUGGCCAGGGAAAUGGAUUUCUCUGUGGAUGAGAUCAAUCACAUUCGGGUGGAAAAUCCCAACUCUCUGACAGCUCAGAGCUUCAUGCUUUUAAAGAAAUGGGUUAGCCGAGACGGUAAAAAUGCCACAACGGAUGCCUUAACCGCAGUGCUGACAAAGAUCAAUCGUCUGGAUAUUGUGACAUUGCUGGAAGGGCCAAUAUUUGACUAUGGUAACAUUUCAGGCACACGGUGUUUUGCAGAUGAUAACGCAGUAUUCCUGGAUCAGUCUGAUGGUUACCACAACAUAGAGCUGGAGUUGCAGACCCCCACAGAGCUGAGCUAUGAGCCCCCCACCCCGCUUCGCCACCAUGACUUCUUUAAGCAGGAUAGCCUAGACUCCCCAACCACAACCCCAGCUAGACCCAGUGACCUCACCCUAAACCAGACCACCAGCGACCCCCCGGCCCAAGGCCCCUGUGCCCAACCCCCCACUGUGGUGGAGGAGGACACCUCCCUAGACAACAGAAGGGACCUGGGGUCCUGGGGGCCUGAGGCAUCCACUGGAGAGGAUACAGGGGUGAGCCGUGAGUCUGUGGUGUGUGACGAGCCCCGGGAUAGUGAGGAAGCAAGUAGGGCUCCGGAGCAGGCUGCCCAGGCAGAGCCCUCCCCUCAGGGCCAGGGUGAGGAGAUUGAGAAGGAGAUAAAGGACCAGGGUCUGCCUGUAGGGGGGCCCUCCCUGUCCUCUGGCCCAGCCCCAGACACCUCUGACUGGAAGGAAAAUGCAGAGGAGGCUGGGCAGUCUGGUUCUAUGCUGGUGGUGGUGGAGGAGGAGGAGGAGGAGAUGACCCAGGAGAGACUGCUGUCCCUACUGGAAGAAAUCAAGCUGGAAGAGGGCUCAGAGGAAGAGGAGAUGACGGAGGAGAGGCUGAACGCCAUCCUUGCCCAGGUGCAGCAGGCAGAAAAAGACAUGUGUUCAAUUCCAGGUUGGCGCAGUGAUGCAUCCAGUAACAACAUGGAAACACCCACCCCAGGAAGGACGCCGGGGGCUGAGGGCCCCGAGAGGAGCCCUGACAGCACCAAGGAGACCCACAGGUCAUCUGACCAGGGCCUUCCGGCGAAGCAGAAUGGAGAACGUGUGGCCCCAUCCUCCCAGUCACCUCCAGAAGCAGAGGAGGCAGCCAGCGUGGGGAAAGACCAGACCCGAGCCCCGGGGAAAGCCCAACCCAAGGGCCAAAAAGAGGAGGAGAGCAGGGCAGGAGCCCUGGAGGACAGCAGCACAGCAGGACCAAGUAGCAGCAGCAAACAGGAAGGAGAGGCUGCAGCUGGGUCCCAGCACAAAGUCCAGCAGGGUGCUCGUAGAACUAUCGAGUCCAGCUCAGAUGAGGAAACCACCGUCACCACCAAGGUGUAUCGCAGACGGGUCAUUCUCAAGGGAGAGCAGGCCAGAAACACUCCUGUUGAGUCUGUGACGGAGGAGCAAUUCACUGACGAGGACGGAAACAUUGUCACCAGAAAAGUGAUCAGGAAGGUAGUGCGCCGUGUGGGCGCGGCCUCAGAGGAAGACAAAGGUGCAGCUGAAAGAGCAGGAGCUACAGGAGGAGGAGGAGGAGGAGGAGGAGGAGGGAAGGGCAGGAAAAGGAGCAAGCGCUCCCGGGGCAGUCAAAAGGCUGAGAAACAGGAAGAGGAGGAGUCAAAGAGCUCCAAGGGUUCCACUGAGGCCCAGAAGGGAAAAACUGAGUCUGGAGAAGGAGCAAAGGGGAAACAGGGGAAGAAAAAGUCUCAAUCGUAACAGUGGUGUGCUCAACCUGAUUUGUUUAUGUUUCCUAAUUUGCAUAAUCCUCGGUGGGAAAAUGACUGGAACCUCAGAAGCGGGAGAAAUCAGCCAAUCAGAACGUGUGCCUGCUGCUUUCACAUUAACGCAUGGUUUUCAGCAAGAUGACUUCAUUUGAUUUCGCAUGAGCAUGACAUACACACUUCUUCUGUCAACAACUUUGGGGGCGACUAGCCUGUGACCUUCGACAUAUGACCUACAGAAGAACGGUGGUGUCCACUUCCUCAUUAUUGACCAAUGAGAGGAGAGUCUUCAGCAUGAAAAGAUGUGAUGAAAGGUGGCACAAAAGGAAAUGUGAUUGACAGGUGCAGAGGGACACUUCUGAGGCACCUCCUAGUCUGCCGCCUUACCCAUCUCUGCCCCCACAAACCACCACAUGGGGCUGUACAACGUGGCUUCGCUUUUUAAUGGAUACAUUGGGUGAUUCUGUUGUAUAUAAAUGACACUGUACAAAUCAAAUUAAAAAAUGAAUACGUAGCUCACAGAUUAUGUUUAUGCACUGGUAGGAUGGCUUGGUGAUAAAGAAGUGCAUUUGAGAAUGAAAUGCCAAUAAUGGCUCACUCCACCUUUAUAGAAACGCUUGGGUGUGACUUCACAUGUUCUUGGGAGCACAGGUGAUGGAGGCACGAUUUAAAUCGACAAGGAGGACAUUUUUGUCCGAUCGUCUUGAGAUUAUCUGACUGUAGAAAAUCAGCUGAUGUGAAUACUCAGUCUGUCAUCUUCCGAGUACUGAUAUUUUGAUGCAUGUGAUUCACCUAAUUUUAGUUAUCUUUUCAUUUUUUCUUUUCUAUUUUGCAAACACUGUAUUAUGAAUUAGCAAAGGGUUGUUGGUACUUCCUCUGUCUGUGUACGUUCAUGGCGCUAGACCAGUACGUCACUACACUACGACUGUUUUUAUUCAAACACAUGAACACCCCCCCUCCUGGGGUCAUGGGAGUAAUAGAAGAGACCCGCUCCAUAGCAAACGUGACAAACAUGACAAAGAACUCACUUCCUUCAGUACAGUUUAAUGGCCACUACUAUUACAGGCUUGGAGACCCAUGACAACAAUUAUCUGAAUGUAUAUGUAGACUGGUACAUUGUGAACUUUAAUAAACUGUCAUCCUGUGUAUUGGCGAUAAGAUGUAGAAGUCUUUCUGCCAGUGGCAAAAGACUGCCAAUUCUUUGUAAUCAUUCUAGCAGUGUAAUAUUAGGGAGUGAAGAUACCGUGCUUUGAAGGGGUCUUUUUAUUUGAGGGGGAUUGUUUGUUUGGUGACAUCAUUUUCUUUGCUUUGUUUUGUUUUCAUAUAAGACCACCUACAAACAUCUAUUGAUGAUAGAUCUGGUAUCAUUACUGUAUGAACAAACCAACAUAGCCCACACUGGAUGAACCGAUUCA
Molecule: messenger RNA, 8258 nt
Organism: Hypomesus transpacificus
Lineage: Eukaryota; Metazoa; Chordata; Actinopteri; Osmeriformes; Osmeridae
Gene: ank3b
Product: ankyrin 3b
Biological process (GO): signal transduction
Molecular function (GO): protein binding
Source: RefSeq, a predicted model, not a curated record